AGACACCUAUCCGGGUCCUUCAGCGCUUCUGCAUUGUUAAGACGAAACUCGCGGAGCUGCGGCUGGAGUUGCCGGGAGCGUCUGUUGUACUAAGAAAUAAAUAACAUCUAAAUUUCGAAAUCAAACAGCAUCAUAUAAACGUUUCUUUUAAUACACUGAAAGUCAAGAUGCCAUCAGUAACAACUGGCGACAAUGCUCUUCACUCCUCCAGUCCAGAUUUGGUCUCUGCACCAUCUGAAGCCCUAAAGCAAGUUCUUGUUGUGAUUGACAAGAAAGUUCGCAACAUGGAAAAGAAAAGGGGCAAGCUGAAUGAUUACCAGACCAGGAAAAACAAUGGAGAACGCCUGAACCAGGAUCAGCUGGAGGCAUUGUCCAAAGCUCAGGAAGUGGCUCACAACUUGGAGUUCGCUCGUGAGCUUCAGAAGAAUUUCAUGGCUUUAAAUGUGGAGAUCCAGAAAACUGUGAAAAAGGCGUCACGGCGGGAGCAGAUGAAGAGGGAGGAGGUGGAACGUAAGCGACUGAAGGCUGUGCUUGAGGUACAGUACCUGCUGGACCAGCUUGGGGAGGAAAGCGUGAGGAGGGACUUGACUCAAUGCAGUGGGGAAGCACCUGCACUUACAGAGUCGGAGCUCAAUGGCUUGGACGAGUUCUACAAGCUGAUUGGUCCUGAACGGGACUCUAGUGUGAGGUUGGCAGAGCAGUUUGAGGAAACGUCUGUACAUCUGUGGGAACUUUUGGAAGGAAGGGAUAAAGCUGUGGCGGGAACCACAUACAAAGCCCUUAAGGAUACCUUGGACAAGAUGCUGCUAAGUGGGUACUUUGAUCAAGCUCAAACACAUCAGAACGGAGUGUGCGAGGAGGAGACACGGACAGAUGCGGUGGAAUCGCCAGAGAGUGAAGACCAUUCCCCUGAGCCAGAUGUGUCCGCUCAAGAAUACACAGAACCUAUUGAAGUUGAAGCAACAGAGUUUGUAAACCGACAGUUCAUUCCAGAUCCUGCUUAUAGCAGUGACAAAGAACAAGGAGGAGAGUGGAACACAAGUUCUCAGGCGGUGAGUUCCCUCCAGGAGCCACAGCAGUCGUCUACAGCCGUGAGCCCGCCUCUGGUCAGCUCAGAGCCGCACACGCUAAACGCUGUCCUGCCUCCCCCCGCAGCAGACCCUGUGAUCAGAAAGCAGGUGGUCCAAGACCUCAUGGCUCAAAUGCAGGGUACCUUCAACUUCAUGCAGGACUCCAUGCUGGAGUUUGAUGGACCACCCUUAGAUCCUGCCAUUGUGUCUGCACAACCUAUGAAACCGGCACAGAUGGGCUGUCCAUCAGCUCACACAGAAUCCAGACUCCCCCAACACAACACACUUCCUGUGCAGCCAGAACCUACACAAGUCCCUAUGGUCUCUCCUCCAAAAGAGGCUUUCUCCUCCACACCGCCCGUCUAUCAGCCUCCUCAUGCCUCUGACCCUCGACCGCAAACAGAUGCCAUUGACCCCCUCCAGGUCUCCAUGCCCUUGUCGUCUGAGCAGCCCCCCUCCCCUUCCUCUCAGCCCCAGGUGUUUCAGCCUGUCUCCAAACCCCUUCACAGCGGCAUCAACGUUAACGCAGCUCCAUUCCAGUCCAUGCAAGCGGUGUUUAAUAUGAAUGCACCAGUUCCUCCUACCAGUGAGAUGGAUUCUCAGCAAAUUUCCAGCCAGUACCAGAGUAGUUACGGCCAGGGUUUCAGCGCACAGGCCGCACUUCCAGCAGAGCAGCAGGAAAUGCCACAGGAAGCCAUGCAGUCAGUAGUUGGUCCUUUCCAUUCUCAAGACCAAGGUAUUCAAUCUUCAGGAGGACACCAGUCUGCACCUCAGCAGUCGUCUGGGCAAAGCACAGGUUUUGGGCGACCAGGUCAGUCCUUUUACAGCAACAGAGCAAUGCCACGUGGUGGACCCAGGAAUCCAAGAGGGGCUUUGAACGGCUACCGUGGAUCAUCAAAUGGAUUUAGAGGUGGAUACGACGGGUAUCGCGCUCCAUUCCCAAACACUCCUAACACCGGAUAUGGGCAGACUCAAUUCAGCACUCCGCGAGAUUACUCCAAUAGCACCUACCAACGGGAUGGAUAUCAGCAGAGCUUCAAGCGAGGGGCUGUCCAGGGACCUCGAGGUAUUUCUCGAGGACGAGGUGGAUCUUAUCGCUCCAGCAGAGGAAUGGGUCCCGUGGCUACACAACAGACAAGCUAAACCCCGUACAUAAGCCAUUAUCAGCCCUCUCCCACCCGUCGGGACUCCUAAACAAUUCGUGACACUCCAGACCAUGUAGUUAGCUGUGAACAUGCGUAGCAAGUAAGGACACAAUCAAUAGUUUUGGAAAAAAGGAUCUAUCGUUGAGACUCAGAAAUGCUCUUUCUCUCAAGCAUAUGCUAUUGCACAGCCUUCAAACAUUUUGAGACAGAACACGUGCCUUUGAUUAUGGGUGUGUGGAUCUUAAUUGAACCUGGUAGGAAAACGACUCGGAACGUGUAGCUGGGAACGGCCACUAGAUUUUGAAUGUGAAGUACACCACAUACCAAAGGCACUUUGAUUUUGGCCAAACGAACUGUUAAGUUAAUGUGAAGAAUUAACUUGUAUGUACUGUAUUGUAUUGUGAUUUUUCUUUUUUGGCUCAGCCAAAUGGUUUACAGGAAAUGUAUUGUGCUGUAUGUGGCUGAAUGACUGCUUCAUUAAUUACUGGUUAUUAAUGUUAAUGCUAACGAAUGAUAAUAAAUGAUUUUUAAACAAGA
Misgurnus anguillicaudatus (oriental weatherfish) is the source of this 2752-nucleotide messenger RNA. The record is from RefSeq and is a predicted model, not a curated record. NCBI's taxonomy places the organism in Eukaryota, Metazoa, Chordata, Actinopteri, Cypriniformes, Cobitidae.